This is a messenger RNA of Candida albicans SC5314, 2229 nucleotides long. RefSeq names its product putative phosphotransferase. Lineage: Eukaryota; Fungi; Ascomycota; Pichiomycetes; Serinales; Debaryomycetaceae. The transcript has a single exon. Bases 1 to 2229 code for a protein of 742 amino acids. The record is from RefSeq and is a predicted model, not a curated record. Gene Ontology annotation, molecular function: kinase activity; phosphotransferase activity, alcohol group as acceptor. Gene Ontology annotation, biological process: carbohydrate metabolic process.
AUGGUUCAAAAUAAGUCAAAUUUAAGUCUUGCCAAUAGAAGACAAUCCUCAUUCUUUCGUCAAUUACCACCAGCAGAGCCUGAUGUUUACUACAUUGGAGUUGAUGUUGGUACUGGUUCAGCCCGUGCUUGUUUAAUUGACACAAAUGGUAUUAUUUUGGGAUUAGCAGAACGUCCAAUCAAACGUCAAGAAUUAGAAGCUAAUUAUAUCACUCAAAAUUCUACUGAAAUUUGGGAAGCCAUUUGUUAUUGUGUUAGAUCUUGUCUUAGAGAUUCCGGAGUACAACCAGAAGAUGUCUUUGGUAUAGGUUUUGAUGCCACAUGUUCUUUAGUUGCAAUUUCGGAACUGACAGAUCAACCCGUUUCUGUUGGUCCUAACUUUAAGAAUGAUAAAGAUAAUAUUAUUUUAUGGAUGGACCACCGUGCUGUCGAUGAAACCAAUGCAAUUAAUGCCACUAACGACAAAUGUUUGAAAUAUGUCGGUGGACAAAUGUCAAUUGAAAUGGAAUUGCCUAAAAUGAAAUGGUUGAAACAUCACAAGCCUGGUGGAAUCAAAGAUUGUAAAUUCUAUGAUUUGCCUGAUUAUUUGGUUCACAAAGCAACUGGUACCGAGACCAGAAGUUACUGUUCUGUGGUUUGUAAACAAGGGUUCGUACCAAUUGGUGUUGAAGAUAGUGAAACUGGUUGGUCGGAAGAAUUCUUACUGUCAAUUGAUAUGCCUGAGUUGGUUGAAGACAACUUUAGAAGAUUAGGUGGUAUUCCAGGGAAAAAUGGUAAAUAUUUGACUGCUGGUGAUCCUGUUGGAAAUUUGACACCUGAAGCUGCUGAAGACUUGGGUUUAACCACAGAGUGUGUUGUCGGUUCUCCUGUCAUUGAUGCUUAUGCCGGAUGGGUUGGUACAGUUGCCGCUAAAGCCGAUGUUCCUGCAUUACAAGAUGAAGAUGCUCAUUCUGAUGGAUCAAUUGGAACCGCUUGUGGAAGAUUGGCUGCUGUUGCCGGGACUUCCACUUGUCAUCUUGCCAUGACUAAAGAACCUUGUUUUGUUCAAGGUGUUUGGGGUCCAUAUAAAAAUGUGAUGGCUGAAGGAUAUUGGUUGGCAGAAGGUGGUCAAUCGAUUACCGGUCAAUUGCUUGCACAUGUGUUGGCUACACAUCCAGCUAACCAUGCAUUGAUUAGAAAUGCAGAGCAAUCCAAUAUUUCCAAAUUCGAGUAUUUGAAUUCAUUAUUGGAAGAUUUGGUCAAGGACAACAAUGAAAGAUCUCCUGUGUCUUUAGCCAGACACAUGUUUUUCUAUGGAGAUUUCCAUGGUAACAGAUCUCCAAUUGCUGAUCCAAGAAUGAGAGGAAGUAUUAUUGGACAAUCAAUGGAUAACUCAUUACAUGAUUUGGCAAUUCAAUAUUUCGGUGCUUGUGAAUUUAUUGCCCAACAGACCAGACAAAUUAUUGAAGAAAUGGAAAAAUCAGGCCAUAAGAUUUCAUGUAUCUUCAUGAGUGGUGGACAAAGUAGAAAUGGUUUGUUGAUGAGAUUAUUAGCUGACUGUACCGGUUUACCAGUUAUUAUUCCAAGAUACAUUGAUGCAGCAGUUGUUUUCGGUGCUUCAUUAUUGGGAGCUGUUGCCGCUGAAGAAGCAGUCGCUGAGCAUUGCAGAGAUAAAGCAAAAUCAAGAAGAUCGUCACUUUUUGGUAAAGGUUCUCACACCAACUUGAAAGAUAGAGGUUCGACUUCUCCAUACACUGCACCAUCUGCUACCUCAACCACUAAUUUGAGUAUGUUAGCUUAUGCUGAAUCUCAUCAAGGACAAGCCCAAUUGACUCCAAUGAACGAAGAAACUGAUUACUUUAACCAGGCAGCUCAUCAAAAAAGUGGAGCAGGUGAACACCAUAACAAUGCUAUUAAGAGUGAUGAUGAGUCUGAUGACGACGCCACAUUAUCAUUCGGUUCUAAACAACAAACCCAAAAAGGACUUUCUCAAAAGUUGGCAAGCUUGAAUUUGAAACCAUUAACUUCUUCCACCAAAUCCAAUGCUCCUGGUGCUGCAUUGUGGAAAGUCAUGAAGAAAAUGACUGGUCCUGGUAAAGUUAUCAAUCCUCAUCCCGAUGACAAUCCUGAACGUAGAUUAUUGAAUGUCAAAUAUAAGGUUUUCUUGGAACAAUGUUAUAGUCAAAGAAAAUUUAGAGAUAUGGUUGAUAAAAUUGAAUUAGAAAAUGCAGAGCUUGCCAAAAAACAUUAG